UCGGCGGCGGCCGGAGCGGGGAGAGGAGCGCGGAGCCCGCAGCAUCCCCCGCACCCGAGCGGCGAGAAAGCGCGGAACGCAGGAGAGGGACCGGGGGGAGAGGGGGCGAAACCCACCGCCCCACCAGCAGCCGCGGCGAAUUCCCUGCGAUCCUGAGCUCGGCGGAUCCGCAUCCCGGCUCCAUCCCCCGGCGCUGCGGGCACAGCAUGGGCGGAGGAGCCCCGCGCCUGGACCCGCGGCUGCUGCUGCUGCUGCUGGGGCUGUGCAGCUGGACCAGCGCGCUGCGAGGCAAUGAUAACAGCGAGGCCCUCCCCGAGUCCAUCCCCUCUGCCCCCGGGACGCUCCCGCACUUCAUGGAGGAGCCGGACGACUCCUACAUCAUCAAGAGCAACCCCAUCGUGCUGCGCUGCAAGGCCAAGCCAGCCAUGCAGAUCUUCUUCAAGUGCAACGGGGAGUGGGUCCACCAGAACGAGCACGUGUCCGAGGAGAGCCUGGACGAGGCCACCGGGCUGAAGGUCCGGGAGGUUUUCAUCAACGUGACGAGGCAGCAGGUGGAGGAUUUCCACGGCCCAGAGGAUUACUGGUGCCAGUGCGUGGCCUGGAGCCACCUGGGCACCUCCAAGAGCAGGAAGGCGUCCGUGCGCAUCGCCUAUCUGCGGAAGAACUUCGAGCAAGACCCGCAGGGGAAGGAGGUUCCCAUCGAGGGGAUGAUCGUCCUGCACUGCCGACCCCCCGAGGGGGUCCCUGCGGCCGAGGUGGAGUGGCUGAAGAACGAGGAGCCCAUCGACUCCAACCUGGACGAGAACAUCGACACCAGGGCCGACCACAACCUCAUCAUCCGCCAGGCGCGGCUGUCGGACUCGGGCAACUACACGUGCAUGGCUGCCAACAUCGUGGCCAAGCGGAGGAGCCUGUCUGCCACCGUGGUGGUGUACGUGAACGGGGGGUGGUCGUCGUGGACCGAGUGGUCCAACUGCAACGCGCGCUGCGGCCGGGGCUGGCAGAAACGCUCGCGGACCUGCACCAACCCCGCCCCGCUCAACGGGGGGGCCUUCUGCGAGGGCAUGUCCGUGCAGAAAAUCACCUGCACCUCCCUCUGCCCCGUGGACGGCAGCUGGGAGGUGUGGAGCGAGUGGUCUGUGUGCAGCCCUGAGUGCGAGCACCUGAGGGUCCGGGAGUGCAUCGCUCCCCCGCCCCGCAACGGCGGCAAGUUCUGCGAGGGCCUGGGCCAGGAGUCGGAGAACUGCACCGAGGGGCUCUGCAUCCAAGAUAAAAAACCUCUUCAUGAAAUAAAACCCCAAAAUCUGGAGGCCGCCAGUGACAUCGCCCUGUACUCCGGGCUGGGGGCCGCGGUGCUGGCGGUGGCCGUGCUGGUGGUCGGCGUCACCCUGUACAGGCGCAGUCAGAGUGAGUACGGCGUGGAUGUCAUUGAUUCCUCUGCACUCACGGGAGGCUUCCAGGCAUUUAAUUUUAAGACAGUCAGACAAGGUAACUCCCUGCUCCUGAACUCCUCCAUGCAGCCCGACCUGACCGUCAGCAGGACCUACAGCGGCCCCAUCUGCCUGCAGGACCCCAUGGACAAGGAGCUGAUGACGGAAUCCUCCCUGUUCAACCCCCUGUCCGACAUCAAGGUCAAGGUGCAGAGCUCCUUCAUGGUGUCCCUGGGGGUGACGGAGAGGGCAGAGUUCCACGGGAAGGCCCAUCCUGGAACCUUCCCCCAUGGGAACCACCGGGCAUUCGGGACCAUCCAGGCCAGGAACAAGGCCAUGUACAUCCAGAACCUGGCUUCCCUCUCCACCACCAGCGAGCUCAGGACAACGGCCCUUUUUGGGCACCUGGGGGGCCGUCUGGUGGUUCCAAACACAGGAGUCAGUCUGUUGAUCCCACAUGGAGCUAUUCCUGAAGAGAGUUCCUGGGAAAUCUACCUUGCCAUCGCUCAGAAGGAGUCCAGCCUGCAGCCCGAGGGCUCGGCCGUGCUGCUGGGGCCGGAGGUGACGUGCGGGCCCCCGGAGGUGUCGGUGAGCACCCCCUUCGCCCUGACCAUCCCCCACUGCGCAGAGGUGAACCCCGAGCACUGGAACAUCCACCUCAAGAGGAGGACACAGCAGGGGAAGUGGGAGGAAGUGAUGUCUGUGGAAGAGGAAACUACUUCUUGCUACUGCCUGUUGGAUCCUUAUGCCUGUCACAUUCUCUUAAACAGCUUUGGAACUUAUGCCCUAAUUGGGGAACCCAUCUCUGACUGCGCCGCUCGACAGCUGAAAGUCGCCGUUUUUGGCUGCCUGUCUUGCAAUUCUCUGGAUUACAAUCUGAGAGUUUAUUGCAUGGAUAACACCCCUUGUGCAUUCCAGGAGGUGGUUUCGGAUGAAAGGCUCCAAGGAGGGCAAUUACUGGAGGAACCAAAACUUCUGCAUUUUAAAGGAAAUACCUGCAGUCUCCAGAUCUCAGUCCUGGAUAUCCCUCCCUUCCUCUGGAGAAUUAAACCAUUUACUGCAUGUCAGGAGGUGCCGUUCUCGCGCGUGUGGCGCGGCAGUGCCCGGCCCUUGCUCUGUGCCUUCUCCCUGGAGCGCUACAGCCCCGGCACCACCCAGCUCAGCUGCAAGGUCUGCGUGAGGCAGCUCAAGGGCCACGAGCAGGUCCUGCACGUCCAGACCUCCAUCCUCGAGAGCGAAAGAGAAACCAUCACUUUUUUUGCACACGACGACAGCAACUUCCCUGCCCAGGUGGGCCCCAAGGCUUUCAAGAUCCCCUUCUCCAUCAGGCAGCGGAUCUGCGCCACCUUCGACACCCCCAGCGCCAAGGGCAAGGACUGGCAGAUGCUGGCACAGAAAAACAGCAUCAACAGGAAUCUCUCCUACUUUGCCACGCAGAGCAGCCCCUCCGCCGUCAUCCUGGACCUGUGGGAAGCGCGGCACCAGCACGACGGGGACCUGGACUCGCUGGCCUGCGCCCUGGAGGAGAUCGGGAGGACGCACUCCAAAAUCUGCGACAUCACAGAGACUGAGCUGGAGGAGCCCGACUUCAGCUACAGCCGCCAGAACGGGCUUUAGUCCCUUCCCCCCCUGCCCAGCUCUGGGAUCUGACACCGCAGGUUCCCUGGGCAGGGAGGAGAGAAGGGAUUCUGGCACCUGUGGAUGGGAACUCCCGUCCCACGGGGCGGUUCUCGGUGGGAGGAGCAGAAGCAGCCCUGCUAAAAAAAAAACCAUCUGGUGAUAAGGAAAACCACGACCUUCUCCCCCACCCUGUCCUCCCUCGUUUUAAAACUCACCUGGUCAAAAAGUCCAAAACAAAAACCACACAUCUGGCAAUCCUGGGGCAGGAAGGAGAGAGGCACAGAGCCGUGGAAGGUAAAUGUUACAUGACAGUGUAUGUUUAGGAACAGUAACGCUGAUAUAAUGCCUAGUGAGAAUCAACAGAUAUUGGGUAUUUAGAGCCACUGGAGGUUAAUCCUGGUUUAAAGGUUUGGCACUUCAAGAGUGGUUUAAAAUCCCGUUCGAGAGCGUCACGUUGUCACUUUAUGUCUGCUACAGGAAAACUGACAGUUUGGCCUUAUCCUGUUCAGAUGCUUGAGGAAUUAGAAGAUUCCCGUAAUUAUUCCAUAUCAUGUGCAUUCCAGACAAUUUCUUUUAAAAAUUCGAUCCCUUCAUGAAUGUACAUUUGCUGCAGAGCUUUCCUGCCUGCUCUGCUCCCAAAAUUAGAGGACAAAACCCCUCUCUGUGAAAUUGGGGUGUUGCACAAGCAAGAGGAGUUUUCUAAUUUUCUUGGUUUGCAAACUUCGACUUAGUCAAAAACUGUUUCCUUGGGGGUAGAUUUAAAUAACCAAAUAACACAUGGGAAAUUUCAAGCCCUAUUUUAGCAACUUUACAUAUUUUUAUUUUUUUUUAUUCCUUCAUGUUCUGGGGCUAAACUAAGUGAAGGUGAAGUCAAUCAGCAGAGCUUAAUUUUGGUUUCAGACUGAAACAAUAAGGCCCACGUGGUACUGCCAAAAGUGGGCUUGGGAAUUUCACAGGAUGCAGAGCUGGCUGUGUUACACUUGGUUUAGCCACAAAUUGCAUUUCCCACCACAAUCAGAACCCAGCUAGAGAAUUCACCUUAUUUUUUACCCAUUUCAUACAAAUCUAAUUUCUUACAUCAACCGAACCAAAAAGAGCUGUCACUGUGAGCGAGGGGCCUGGUGGAACUGGUGCUGAGCCAAAUUUAACCCUUAUUUUCACCCCUAUCCUUCCCAGUUAGCCAAGGUGCUCGUUGGGUCAGUGUGGGCCACAGGAGCACAUUCAGGAUAAAGCAGGAACAGAAAGGAGGCUUCAGGAGCUUUAGGGAAAUGAAAGAAACUCAAAACGGGCAUUUUGGGGCUUUCUUCCCCCCCUUGUAUUUGGCCCUGAGCUGCACAAUAGGGCAGGUCCAGAGAGCAAAUCUCUAACAAUCUUUACCCAGGAUUCCAGGUCUGGAAAGCCUGAACAACAACUCUUGACUCGUUCCUGCUGCUCUGGAACUGCAAAAUGUCAUUGCCUUCCCAGCUCAGCAGGCUUGGAAUAGUCUGAGACUUAUAAAUACUGAGACUUCUGCAAACGUUUUCUGCACUUCAGUAUUUCAUGGAGCCUGACAGGCUGGUUGCUGUUUGCAGGGUGGCUGCGAGCAGGUUUGGGGCUGAGACACAAACACCGGCUGAUUUGGCAGCAGGCUGUCACUGCUUUUAGCAGCACAUGCUUCUAUCUGGGUUUUGAAUUAUAUUUCUAGUGACUGCCAGUCCUCCUCCCCCUCAGAAACCUGUUCUUCAUUGGACAAAACGCUGGGAAUUAGGAAAAAAAAAAAAAGGAAAACCAAAAUAAGGAAUGGCACCCAGGGAAAAGUGGCGGAGUUUUGGGAGCUGUUGUUGUCUGGGAAACCAGCUCCAGCCUCUCUCUCUCCAGCAGGGAGAUUGUUCUCAGCUCCUCAGCUCUGCCUGCUCAGCAGCUCUCUGGGCUGGGGUCCUCCAAAAUGCAGGUUCCCAGGAUGUCCAGUGCCGGAGUGGGCUGGAAAAAAAAAAACCAACCCCAAAAAAAGCAGGAUUAGAGGCCAGAACCUAAAAAUGUGUUCCUUCUCUCUAGUUUAUAAAUUAUUAGAUUUGAAAAACAAUUUUCACCAGCUAGAAAGCGAGAGAAAUGUAAUUUUACACACAUUAGAUUCCGCCUGGCUGCCCUGAGUCUGAUCAGGUGAACCAGCCAUUUUGAUUUUACAUCACCAAAGAAUCUGCUCUAAUAUAUUUUCAUCUUCCUAAGCACUCUGCCCAGGUACUUCUGUGCUGUGAGUCAUUUAAGACUAAUAGCUGCAUUCUAAAAAUGACUUACAGUUGUGUCAGCACAAUGUGCAGUCCCAGCUCUGCCAGCCACAGCACCAUAAAGCUCAUUUACAGUCUGUACAACCCUGAACUCCCACAAAAAAUUUUAUUGGCCUUUUUGUAAUAGAUGAAAAGAUACCAACACAAUUCUCUUAAGAUACGGGGAACUGGGUUUGUUAUUAUUUUUAUCUCUGGCAACAGCUGGUCUCCCCCUCUCUGGCUUUGCAGCAGGGUCAGAGAAGCUUAUUCAGCAUAAAUCACCCAAACAGGGAUCCUGCAGGACUCCAGGGGUUUAACAUCACACCACAAGGCCCUUCUUUUCUUUCCCCUUGUGAGUUUUAACACAUUCAGCAGCUGAGCAGUUCCAGAGCAUAUUUCCCACCACAAAAAAAUCCAGCUUUGUGUACACAAAGAACUCAAACAGAGGAGGAACUGUGCUGGGCUUCUGCUCAUGAGUUCUAUCUUUUUUUUUUUUUUCUCCAGGCUGUUUCUGCCUGUAGAACACAGAUUUAAGCAAAGGGGCUGCAUUAGUUCUCGGAAGGUAAUUAACUGAGUGGAAAAAACAGGAAAUUAGAUUUCCAAGUCCUUACCAACUGUGAAUGAUCUCAAGAGUCGUCUUUCUGGCCUUUCUCUGGUUUCACUGAUCCCCAGGAAUUUCUCCACCUGUUUCCCAGCAGCAGAGGUGGUGAGAAUGACUCCCCGAGGACCUUUGCCAUGUUAACCCUGCUGAGGGAGGUUUUCUAGGGGUUCUUCAUUCCUGGGACGUGGUUUGGUGGAAUUACUCCCUCGACACUGUCCUUGUUUCAGCAGAGGCUGGAGGGUUUUCCAGGGCAGCAGUGAAAUGGCACCUGUGUCCUUUCCUGGACAAAUAACAAUGGCCUGGUUAAAAUGACUUAAAGGAUUCCUGAGCAAACACAGUAACUUCAAACACACAACACCUGUAGCCACAAACAACACUCAGUAUGCUGGCAAACACCAUGAAUCAUUUUCUAGUAAUGCCUUCUCUCUCGUCGCCAAUACCAGCAGAAAUGGUAGCAAAAAGUCUCCUUUCCAACACAGACAGAAAGAAGUAAAUCACUCUAAGAUUAAAGACUCGCUUAGAGAAUUGUUUGGUAGUAACAGUGCAGGAGGCAGAACCCGAGUUCUGCUCAUUGCCACAAGUAAAGGAAAAACCUGUCCGUAUCCGUGUCCACUGUUCUGUCCAGAAAUAACAUAAGUGUCUAGGAAUUUGCCACUAUAUUUUUUGUAUUAGAGGUGAAUAGUACAGAUUCUUACUAGUGUUUCUUGUCUGGGGCUCGGGGGGGUCGGGGUGUAUUGUAAUUUUCAAGCUAUUGCAAAAGCUGCUUUAACUGAGCUGUUGAGUUGUCUUGACUGGUUUGUGCUUUACAAGGGAGCCCGGGUGGGGCAGCUGGAGCUGAGAAGCCACCUGAGAGCUGUGGGGACAGGGGACAGGGGUUGGUGGGCUGGCCCUGCUGGGUGCUGUGCCCAGCCAGAGCCUCCCCUCCCGCAGGGCUCGUGUUCAGCAGCCGCUCCCUCCGUCCGCCCCGCUGUGAAAUCCCCGGUCCAGAAGUGUCCUGCUGCGGGCCUGGGGAGGUGUCAAACCCCUGUGUUACCCGGUCUCUGUACAUAAAUCCUGCUGUCCAACCCCAGAAGGAACGUGUAGCACCCAGGGGGACUUCAGGGGCGUUCUGCACCCAAGCCUGGCUCGAGCUUUUGUGGAGACACGGAUCUCACAGCCAGGGGAUCUGCCACGGGGAAAGGGGAAUGUUCCCCUCCCAGAUCCUCCCACGGAACUGCCUGAUGCUCUGGGUUCGCAGCUGAAAACCCCUGGUACUCCCCACACACACUGAAACCUGGAGCAUCAGCCCUGUGGUGGUGGUGCCUUUUCAGCCGAUUCCUUCGGAUUUCCCCCCGUUUGGGCACUGAAGGUGGAAGGGGAGGGAGGAAUAUUUUUAGGUGAAGCUGUAGAUUUUUUUUGCAUCCUUUCCACUAAAACCCAGCCCCCAUCCCUGAUCCUCAGGGAGUUCCCUGACUGCAGCCCUGAGCAGUGCAUACACACACACAAAUAAAUGCCUCAUGUAUUCACUCCUGACAUCACAGAAUUCGUGACCUGGGAGAUGGAGUUGCCUCCUCCCACCUCUUAAUCCAGCUCCUCCCACUGUGACUCUGAUUCCAGUUGACACCUGGGUCCAAAAACGUUAAUUUUGCACCUUCUGCUGAUUUGGAUGAAGUACAGUUGGACUGGUCAGACUCAGAACAAUGUUACACACAACAAGAGCUAACACACCACAACAACAAAAAUUUCAUUCAGCUUCCAAAACUUCUGACCAGCCCUUUGGUUGAAAAGAGGAGGGGGGAACUUCAACCUAAUCACGCAAAACGUAAAUUAUUUUUUAAAAAGUGGAAAAAAAAAAAGAAAAAAACAAACCCACAAGUAUUCCUCUAGAGAGACCCUAUUUUCUCUUCUGCUCCUUUAUUUUUGCGAUGAAGAGGUUCUGAAAACGUUGGUUCUGGGCUCAUUUGACUGAGCAUCCUUCCCUCCCCCGGGUCCAGUGUGUUUAGAAAUGAAGGAGAGCAGAGGUUUGAACGCUUUCUUUAGUAUGAAGCUGAAGGAGUAGGGAAGAGAGACAGAACAUGAGAUCAAAAGCAUGGCCUUGGCUUCAUACCACACUUUUCUGUGCCUUGUUCUAUCAAUGUAAAUUCUGAAUGUUGUACAGUAAAAUAACUUGGGAAAGACUCCUUGGAAAAAGGCUGCACUGGCUUCUUUUUUUCAGCACAUGUACAUAUAUAAAUAUAUAUACAUAGAUAUAUUUGGUAAUGGCAGCCAGCUGUGUUAUAUUGUACUGAGAGAGGAACCCUGGGCAGUUUGGGGGUUUUCUGUGGGGUUUGCAGAGCUGUACGGCCCCGGCCCUUGGGAGAGAUGUACAGGUGGGAGCUCCUGCAUAUCAGUUAUUUAUGAAUAAAGAGUCUUUUACUGA
Messenger RNA from Myiozetetes cayanensis, 8292 nucleotides. It is a transcript of the gene UNC5D, whose product is annotated as unc-5 netrin receptor D. Gene Ontology annotation, biological process: netrin-activated signaling pathway. Gene Ontology annotation, molecular function: netrin receptor activity; protein binding. The coding region runs from base 207 to 3047 and encodes 946 amino acids. Gene Ontology annotation, cellular component: membrane. The record is from RefSeq and is a predicted model, not a curated record. The transcript has 17 exons. Lineage: Eukaryota; Metazoa; Chordata; Aves; Passeriformes; Tyrannidae.